Drosophila gunungcola (fruit fly) is the source of this 6780-nucleotide messenger RNA. It is a transcript of the gene stol, whose product is annotated as voltage-dependent calcium channel subunit alpha-2/delta-3. The transcript is spliced from 17 exons. The record is from RefSeq and is a predicted model, not a curated record. Bases 1241 to 5050 code for a protein of 1269 amino acids. Gene Ontology annotation, molecular function: voltage-gated calcium channel activity. NCBI's taxonomy places the organism in Eukaryota, Metazoa, Arthropoda, Insecta, Diptera, Drosophilidae. Gene Ontology annotation, cellular component: voltage-gated calcium channel complex.
AAGCGCACUCAGUUCGUGGCGAGAAUCUGGCGAGUGUGGAUGCGUUCCGAGCAGAAGAAACCGCGUACAAACAAAAAUUCACUUCUGCCCCAAUGCAACCAGCAACACCAAAUUAACAAGCAAGAAACACCGACUCAAAGUGCAAUAUUAUCACAGAAAGAAUAAAAGAUACAAGUGUGGCUGCGGUAACGAUAGCGGCAUUCCAUUAAAAGCGCUGCCCCCAAAAAGUUCAGUGUUCGAAAAUCUCUGUACCCCGCAGCAGAAGAUAUAUCUUCAAAAUCCAAACUUUGGAAAAAAAAUCCAAUACAGAUAUCUCCAUGUGUAUAUGUAUAAUGUAUGUGCGUGUGCGUGCGAGUGUGCCUGUAGUGGUGGUGGUGGUGCAAUAAUUGUGAGCGCCAAAAAGCCGAAGAGACGAAGCCGCGCAGCUAAAUAAAUCUCUCGUCUCUACUCAAAUCGCGCUUCUCGUUUUCGCGUCGCUUUCUCCACUUCGAAAGUCGCGUAGUAAAAAGUGUCGGCAAUUUCCGCGCCUCGCUGCACCAACCACCCAUUCACCCACCAAUCUCAACCCAUCUUAACCACUGGGCCACACUUUGUUUUUGGUCAAGUCCCUCGCCUCGCCACUCGGCACUCGAAAUUCGAAAUUGCGAAUUUGGCGCGCACGGGAGCAUCAAGUUUAAAACACGCAAAACCAAGCCACUUAUCAAACAACCGACUCAAUUAAAAUUAAAAUUAGUCACCAAAAUCAAAAAAACGGGCAGAAAAGCUUUGCAAAAAUGUUGAACAUACCCGGGAAAAGCAAUAAAGACUUUUGGCAGCAAAAAUUAUUCUGUUUUGAAGCGUUCAAAACAAGUAAAUGAAAAAAAACAUAAAGUAAACCUAAAAAUAACGUUUAAUAGUUCAGUCAUCGCAAACUAUAAUAAUGCAAUAAAGACAUCAAUUAUAAACAAUUGUGAUGCUGCAGAGAACAUUUUUCGUAAAGUGUCAAUAGGUGAAAAAAAUCAAUUAAAAACGAAAAUUCUAUUUAAUUUGUGAACUGUUCUGUGGUGUUAAUAUCCCAUGUGCCGAGCACGAGAACAAUAAAGAAUUCGACAUUUUGGAAACCGAAAAACCAAUCGAUAGUGGGGGCAAGCCGCAAACAAGGGAUUUAAUCGUGGACUAUCCAAAACAAAUUGAUCCACAUAAAUACGCACACGGACAGCAAAACAGCAAAAUAGCAAAACGGCAAAACAGCGAAACAAAAAUGGAGAGCAAACAUUGGAGCUGCUUUGUGGCCAUUGUGCUGGGCGUGCUAUUAUUCAAAAUGCACAUAUUUGUUGCAUUCGCCGAUCAGGAUGAGGAUAUACCGCACAACGAGGUUCGCAAUUGGGCCUUGAAGUUCGGCGUUGACUUGUGGGAGUUCGGACGUCAAUUUACCAAAAUGAACGAGAUCAAAAAUCGUUUCAAAGACAACGACAUCGAAGUGAAGCGCAAGGAUGGCAUUAUCCUGCUGCGUGAAUUGGCCGGCGAGGUGAAGAACUUUAUGGAUUUCAAGCGCAAUGCUGUUAUGCGCCUGAUGGACUCCGCGGAGCAGGCGGCCCUGUCGGAGCUGGAGGGCCAGGGUCAGGGGGAAUCGCCCCUGGGGGGACAGCAGCAGCACUACGAUGCCCGGCGUAUCAACGAGUAUAAUGCCGAUGGAAAGCUGGCGGACGGAGCCCGCCACAUGGACAUCCGGUUCAUGCGGCGUUUCGAACGCCUGCCGGUCAAUCUCAGUCUAAGCUCGAUUCUGGUGCCGCACGGCGUCGACUUGGACGAGGCGGACGUUAAGUCGGCGCUGCAGUGGAGCGCCCACUUGGACCCGCUGUUCCAGAACAACUUAGAGCAAGAUCCGGCCCUGUCGUGGCAGUACUUUGGCUCCUCCACAGGCUUCCUGCGCCGCUUCCCGGGCACCGCCUGGCCCCCGGAGGGCUCCAAGGGCAGCAAGCUCAUCCACGACUUCCGCGCCCACAAUUGGUUCGUCCAGGCCGCCUCCUCGCCAAAGGAUAUUAUGAUUCUCCUGGAUGCAUCGUCGAGCAUGACAGAGAAGUCCUUUGACCUGGGCAUGGCCACCGCCUUCAACAUACUGGACACCCUGGGCGAAGACGACUUCGUGAAUCUCAUCACCUUUUCGGAGGUGGUGAAAACUCCCGUGCCGUGCUUCAAGGAUCGCAUGGUUCGAGCCACACCCGACAACAUACAGGAGAUCAAGUCCGCUGUCAAGGCCAUCAAGCUGCAGGAUACGGCUAACUUUACGGCAGGUCUGGAGUACGCCUUCAGUUUGCUGCACAAGUACAAUCAAUCUGGGGCCGGAAGUCAGUGCAACCAGGCCAUUAUGCUGAUCACGGAGAGCACUUCGGAGUCGCACAAGGAUGUGAUCAAGCAGUACAACUGGCCACACAUGCCCGUCCGCAUCUUCACCUACUUGAUCGGCAGCGAUUCCGGCAGUCGGAGCAAUCUGCACGACAUGGCCUGCUCGAACAAGGGCUUCUUUGUCCAGAUCAACGACUACGACGAGGCCCGCCGCAAGGUGAUCGACUAUGCCCUGGUAAUGGCCCGUCCGAUGAUCAUGUACCAGGCCGACCAUCCGGUCCACUGGAGUCCGGUAUUUGUGGCCGGCAAGUCGGGCGGACUGGGCCGCGACUCGGAGUACCAGCGUCGCCUGGUGACGACAGUUUCAACUCCGGUCUUCGAUAGACGAAACCAUUCGGUGCGCGUGGCCAAUCUGCUGGGCGUGGUGGGCACCGAUGUGCCCAUCGAGGAGAUCCGUAAGGUGAUCCCCCAGCACAAGCUGGGACCGAAUGGCUAUUCCUUUAUCGUGGAUAACAACGGGCGAGUGCUCUACCACCCGGAUCUGCGGCCCCUGGGCGAUGCCAACCAGUAUAUCGACCAGCUGAAGCCCAAGUACGCGUCGGUCGACAUCACGGAGUUGGAACUGCCGGAGACGGAGUUCGGCAAUAAUAACGAAAUCAUCGAAAUAAACAAGAAUCUGCUGAACGAGAUGCGCGGUGAUAUGAUAAAACCUAAGGAGGGCGAGACGGAGUUCACCGUGAUGAACCACUACGAUGACUCCAAGAGAGUGUCCACCAGAACGCAUCGCUACUUCUACGGUCCCAUCGAGGAUACACCAUUCACACUGGCUAUUGUGCUCCCGGAAAAAUACGGUAGCCAUGAGUUUGUCUCCCAGCAGGAGAUUCGGCAUUCGCGUAACAAUGUUACCGAAUACUUUAAGGGGGACAACUGGCGCGUACACCCCGACUGGGUGUAUUGCGAGUACAAUAGCGUCAGUGAUCUGGAGAAGGAACGGGAGAGCUCCGGCGAGUACUCCUCGCGCGAUCAGGAGCCCAGUUUCGGGUCGCCAGAGGAGCAGGUAUUGCACUUUCUGUCUCGCGCCGGACGCCCUGGUUGGAAGUGGAUGUCGGUUCGACCCAAGUCGCCGCAGCCACAUCACAACAUGCACAGUGGCUCCAACGGCAAUUCGCCCGGAUCGAGCCACUUUGGAUCGCAGCACUCAAACUCUCAGGGAUCUCGCAAGGCUGAGCCCUACUUCUGCGAUCGAACCCUCAUCCAGAGCUUGGUGCGCGAUGCCAUGGUGACCGAUGGACUGGACAGGAACACGACUGGAUCCUCCAGUGGCAAGGAGGAUAAGCAUCCAAUCGCCACAUUGAUGGCAAUUCUUAAGAGGCAAGGCUAUCAGAAGUUUGUGGUUGCCACUUCGUUUGUGGCCACGAGAUCGGGUCUUCUCCGGUGGAUUGAUCACGUCAAGCGACCCGAGGAUACACCCGAGCCUCACUUUAGCGAAGAUAAUGUAAGAGCCAUGGAUACUUCCUGGUACAAGCGAGCCAUAGAUCAGCACUCCGUGGAACCGGACAGUUUUGUGUACAGUGUACCCUUUGGUUCGGGCUAUGCCAUCAAAUCGAAUGCCACCCUGGUGACCGCCUCACAUGCCAUAUUUGUGGAGCAUCGGGGUCACAAAGCUCCAGCGGGGGUUGUGGGUCUCCAGUUUCAGCACGAUUCCCUAGCGAAACAUUUUAUUAACAUCACCUCUGCCUGCACCGGAAUGACGGGCUGCAAGAGGACCUGCGCAUCGGACAAUCUCGACUGCUAUGUUUUGGACAACAGCGGAUUCGUGAUCAUAUCCGAAGAGAUGGAGCACACGGGCAAGUUUUUCGGUCAAAUCGAUGGCACCAUUAUGGACUCCUUGGUCCAGGAUCGGAUCUACAAAAGGGUAACGGUCAACGACUAUCAGGGUGUCUGUUCCGAUGCGGACAAUCCCUAUACGGCGGCAGGUGGCAUUUUGCAGCCAAAUCGACUGGGCUCCUGGUUCUUCAACCAUCUUUUGGCCCUGAGUGCCACUUGGUUGUCCUUUAUGCCAGCCUCAUUGCGAGCCUGGCCACAAGAGGAGUAUACCUACGACAACGAGGAUGUUGUGUUUGUCGACAACAAUUACUCUGACGAAUACGAGUUCGGAAAUGAAUACAACAUGCAAGUGGAUCAGGAAAUGGAUGAGUUCUUCACCACUGCUGAUGUGGAGUAUACGACGCCACCGCCUAGGCAACAUAAGCCCCACGUGGGACCCCGAUUUUCACCGGACCCGCAAAAUGCCAGACGCUGCGACCUGCGCACGGAUCUCUACAUGCUUCAGCCGGAGCGACUCAAUCAGGGUGGUCAGAACAAUCCACUCAAGGGUAAACUAACCAACUGUCAUGUAUCUGGAUGCGAGCGUCCAUUCAGCGUCCAGAAGAUCCCGCACAGCAAUCUGAUCCUGUUGGUGGUGGACACUUUGUGUCCGUGUGGAUCCAAGCAACUGGACAUCGAGCCCUUGGAGGAGGCGGGUGUUAUCGGAGCCUGCAGUACGCGACGUCAGGGACAGGAGCAGGAGUCGCGUCGCCGGCCCAAAAAAUGCAUCAACUACCAUCCCGAGGAGAUCGAGAUACAGCAAUGUGGGCGUGGCAGCACCUUGCUGCACAUGUCCGGCUCGGUGAUUGUGGCCCAUCUCCUGAUGGUCACCGUGACCUUUGUGCUGGCCAAUGCGUGAUAUGAGCACUAAAUGAGUAUUGAGAAUUAGGUUUGCACCAUUUUUGUGUCGAAAACAAUAAGCGAAUGAUUCCCUAGAGGGCUCGAACAUUUCUUUUGAUCGAAAGAAAUACGCAGUUUGAGUUUGUUGAUUUAUAUGGAGAUGGAAGCUGUGGUCUACCACUUGCCACUACAUGAGGUAAAAAGAAAAAGCAAAUAUUCAUUAGAAGAUUCGUAAAAUGAGCAACGUUAUACAGAUAAUACUAACGAGUUUAUAUCCCUAUGUUUGUAGACAAUAAUUUGCUGGAAAAUAUUUUGAUUAAAAAUUAGAAGAAACUAUAGCUAAACAUGAAUUUUGUAUGUAUGCGUGCGAUAAGAAUAGCAUUUAAAACUAAAUUGUUUAGUCAAGUAUUCUAGAGCGAGCUUUGUUUACCAUUUAUUAAAGUGAAUAAUUUCCUCCUUAAUAUAAAUUAAGGCAUGCAAAAGUAAAAGACAGUGCAAAAAUCAUGAACUGAAUGUAAUAGUGAGGGAAAAACAGUUAUCAGUCGAAUUAUGUAAAUAGUAUCAGAAAAUAUUCAAAAUGAGCAAAAUUCCUACCGAUAAAUAAUUCGUUUUUUCCUGUUUUCUAACGUACAACUUUAAUACUAAAUAAAUGGAGUUACUUUUGCACUCAACUGCGUACGCACAAAUAUCAAAAGUAUUAUUUUACAACCAAACAAAAUCGAAUUCACUGAACAAAUGGAAGACUUGAAAUACCCGACAGCAAUGUAAAAACAACAAAAGCACACAAAAAACAAAAAUAAAAAUAAAAACAGAACAAUGAUACAGACAGUUCAUAUCUUAUAUGUACAUGGUUGACAUCCAAUUUUGAACAGAAUCAAGAAAAACGAAAGCAAAAAAAAAACAAGUUAGUUGUUAAAUAAAUAUUUGAUUAGUUUUGCAGAAAAUAAACAAAAAAAACAAAGUGGAAAAAGAAUAAUAAUUUAUUUUAUAUACAUUUUUAUACAAACCUCAUUCAUACAAAAAGAUGCGAAAGGCGAAAACAAAACCGAUUAACUAGAGUAAUCGUCCCAUUAAUUUUUUGACUAUAACCGUAUGUUCUUUGGGUUUAUUCAUUUAUUAGUCCUACAUAGAAAUUUACAUAUCUAUUGGAGUUCUUUUCUAAACUAACAAACGAAACUAUUUAAAAUAUAAAAAAACCAUUACAUAAAACACUUACAUAUUCACACCGACACUCAAUCUCACUCACUCUAAACACACAAAAACACACCUACAAACAUAUACAAAAUAUAAAGAAAGAAUAUUUUCUGUGUCUUAAACUUGUAUAAAAAAUGUCUUCCAUUAAAAAUACUUAACGAAAAAGAAAAAUGCAAGCAAAGUAAAACAAUUUAUAAAUCAAUAACUACUAAUUAACUUAAACUAAAAAAUACGAUUAUAUAAGGAAAUAUAUAUUAAAACAUUUAACUCGAAAGUCAUUAACCAAGCAUAAACAAUUUCAAAAGUUUCGUUCUGCGUCGCGAGUCCAGCUUUAAGCGGGAAGUGGUCAGAGGAAACCCAAAAAAAAAACGGAAAUAAAAAUUCUUACACCCAUUAGAAGGUUAGAUAAUGUAGUUAGUUAGGGCUGGAUAAUGAACAGUACCGGCAGGAAGAAGAGCAUGCAAAGGGCGGAUCCAUACAAGCAUUAGAUGAAAUAUUAGCAGAAUAUUUAAUAUAUAGUAAAUAUAUAUGUAAUAAACCUAAUUUAACACACAA